AUGUCAACGGGUCCUGCUAUUGGCAUUGAUCUAGGAACCACCUUUUCCUGCGUCGGUGUUUUCCAACAUGGCAGAGUGGAAAUCAUAGCCAACGAUCAGGGUAAUCGCACAAUGCCCAGUUGUGUUGCCUUUACAGAUAAGGAACGUCUUAUCGGUGAAGCCGCAAAAACCCGGGCUGGCAUGAACCCCACCAACACAGUGUUCGACGUGAAGCGUCUGAUCGGACGCAGUUUCAACGAUGAAGCGUUGCAGGGCGACAUUAAGAAUUGGCCCUUCAAAGUUAUAAAUUCUGGUGAGAUACCGAAGAUCGAAGUACAGUAUUGUGGUGAAACAAAGCACUUCGUUGCGGAGGAGAUCUCAUCCAUGGUGCUGUCAAAGAUGAAGGAGACGGCGGAGGCCUACUUAGGCGAGGAAGUCACAAAUGCAGUGAUUACUGUGCCUGCGUACUUCAACGUCAAUCAACGAAAGGCCACAAUUGACGCGGGCAAAUUAGCUGGCUUAAAUGUACUGCGUCUCAUCAAUGAGCCGACGGCUGCUGCAAUUGCAUACGGCAUAAACAAGAGGAGCGACAAGCAGCGCAAUGUGCUCAUCUUCGAUUGGGGUGGUGGCACCUUCGACGUGUCCAUUCUGUCCAUCGAGAAUGGAAAAUUCGAGGUAAAGGCGGUUGGUGGUGACACGCACCUGGGUGGUGAGGACAUCGAUUCCCGUCUGGUGGAUCACCUUGUGGAGGCGUUCGAGCAAAAGCACAAGAGACAGGACUUGACAGGUAACAAGAAAGCCAUUGGCCGUCUGAGAAAGGCGUGCGAGACGGCAAAGAAGACACUGAGCUCGGCUGAGUGCACGAACAUAGAAGUGGAUUCGUUGUUUGAGGGUAUCGAUUUCAAUGUGAUCCUCACAAGGGCCCGACUUGAACAGUUGUGCUUGGACCUCUUCAGUCGGACGAUGAAUGCGGUGAAGACGGCAUUGAAUGAUGCGAAGUUAAAUAAGGCUGACAUCCACGAUAUAGUGUUGGUGGGUGGAUCGACGCGUAUUCCGAGAGUGCAGAAGAUGCUGCAGGAUUUCUUUAAUGGUAGGGAAUUAAAAAGGUCCGUCAACCCAGACGAGGCAGUGGCGUACGGUGCAGCGUUGCUGGCGGCCAAUCUGACUGGUGACGAGUCGAUGACAGUGGAGGAUUUGACGUUGAUGGAAGUGACACCACUUUCACUGGGUAUGGAGACGGAGGGUGGUGAGAUGUCGACGGUGAUAAAGCGUAACACGCGAAUUCCCACCAAGCAGGUAGGUUUUUACAAAACGUCUGCAGACAAUCAACGGAUGGCGUCGAUCAGGGUAUAUGAGGGUGAGCGCGCGAUGACGAGUAAGAACAGCUUGUUGGGUGAGUUUCUUCUGUCAGAUCUCCCAUUGGCACCUCGUGGUGAAACUAGAUUCGAAGCAGUCUUUGAAAUUGACGAAAAUGGCAUUCUCCAUGUAUCGGCGAUGGAAAUGUUGACAGGGAAGCAAAAUAGCAUCACCAUCACCAACUACAAGGGUCGUCUGUCGGAAGAAGAAAGAGCGCGAAUGCUGAAUGAUGCGGAGAAAUUCAAGCAGGAGGACGAGAAGCAGAGGAGUAGGAUGGCAGCGAAGAAUAGGUUAUUGGACUACAUCUACAGCAUAAAAAGGGAAUUGAGGAACGAAGAGGUAAAGCAGAGGACAUCGGAGGAAUAUCGACAAAAUAUACUUGAGAUGUGUGAGGACGCUAUCAAGUGGACAGACGCCGAGGAACAGGCAACAGAGGAGGACUACGAAUUAAUGCACAAGAAGUUUGAGAACGUGAGUAGCCUUAUCAUGGCAACGAAGCAACUUGGUUUGUAA
Echinococcus granulosus is the source of this 1848-nucleotide messenger RNA. RefSeq names its product Heat shock cognate protein. Gene Ontology annotation, cellular component: cytoplasm. Gene Ontology annotation, molecular function: heat shock protein binding; ATP hydrolysis activity; ATP binding. The transcript has a single exon. NCBI's taxonomy places the organism in Eukaryota, Metazoa, Platyhelminthes, Cestoda, Cyclophyllidea, Taeniidae. The record is from RefSeq and is a predicted model, not a curated record. Bases 1 to 1848 code for a protein of 615 amino acids. Gene Ontology annotation, biological process: protein refolding; cellular response to unfolded protein.